AUGGAUGAUUCUCCAGAUCGCAUUGGGCCUGAUAUGAGCCCCAAGCAGACCUUCGGAGAUAGGUUGAGGAGAUUUAGGAAGGCUGUUACCACAAAGGACGGCCUUAUUGGUGACUACGACUAUGGCUUCCUCUUCAGACCAAAUCUUCCCUUCCUCAAGAAGCAGCGCCGUGCCGCCCCGUUCUUCGGCCUCCAUGACAAGAUGCCCGUCUUCUUGUCCCUUCUGCUUGGGUUCCAACACGCGCUUGCAAUGCUGGCAGGCGUCAUUACACCACCAAUCAUCCUGGCCGCGGCUGCAAACCUGGCAACAGAGCAGCAACAAUACCUUGUGUCGACGUCCCUGAUCGUCUGUGGUAUCCUCUCGUCCAUUCAGAUCACCCGUUUCCACAUCUGGAAAUCUCCAUACUACGUCGGAACUGGCCUAAUCUCCGUUGUCGGCACAUCCUUCUCCACCAUCCCCGUGGCCACAGGCGCGCUAUCCCAGAUGUAUGAGACUGGCUUCUGCCCGACGGAUGCGAGCGGAAAUAAGCUGCCGUGCCCCGACGGCUACGGUGCCAUCAUCGGUACGGCAUGCGUAUGCGCGCUGAUCGAAAUCCUGAUGUCCUUCAUGCCGCCACGUAUGCUGAAGAAGCUGUUCCCACCGCUUGUCACCGGCCCGACGGUCAUGCUCAUCGGUAUCAGUCUGAUUGAGUCAGGCUUCCAGAACUGGGCGGGUGGUAGUGGCAACUGCUUGACGAGCCCGACGGGUAUCUAUGCACUCUGCCCCACUAUCAACGCCCCCCGCCCUCUGCCAUGGGGUAGCGCUGAAUUCAUCGGACUGGGUUUCCUCGUCUUUGUGUCCAUUAUACUGUGCGAGCGCUUCGGAUCGCCCAUCAUGAAGUCGUGCGCCGUUGUUGUGGGACUGCUCAUUGGCUGUAUCGUAGCAGCGGCGUGCGGCUACUUUGACCGGUCCGGCAUCGACGCAUCUCCGGCUGCAUCGUUCAUUUGGGUACACACGUUCAAGCUGUCUGUAUACGGGCCGAUCGUGCUGCCGCUGCUGGCCGUCUACAUCGUGCUCGCGAUGGAGGCCAUCGGCGACAUCACCGCCACCUGCGAUGUCUCACGCCUGCAAGUCGACGGUGCGCUCUUCGACAGCCGCAUCCAGGGCGGCGUGCUGGCGGACGGGCUGAACGGUAUUAUCGCCGGCCUCUGCACCAUCACGCCCAUGUCGACGUUCGCCCAGAACAACGGCGUCAUCGCCCUCACGCGCUGCGCCAACCGCAAGGCCGGCUACGCCGCCUGCUUCUGGCUGAUCCUGAUGGGCAUCUUCGCCAAGUUCGCCGCCGCCCUCGUCGCCAUCCCGUCCUCCGUGCUCGGCGGCAUGACGACCUUCCUCUUCUCUGCCGUCGCCGUCAGCGGUAUCCGCAUCAUCUCGACUGUGCCCUUCACCCGCCGCAACCGCUUCGUCCUUACCGCUGGUCUUGCUAUCGGCUACGGCGCCACCCUCGUGCCUGACUGGUUCGCCUACGUCUUCACCUACGAUGGCCCCAACCGCGCGCUGCUCGGCUUCUACAACGCCAUCGAGCUCGUGCUCGAGACCGGCUUUGCCGUUACUGCGUUCGUCACGCUUAUCCUGAACUUGCUGCUGCCUGAGGAGCCUGAGGAUGAUGCCGAGGAGCUCCCAGAGUUGACGGCGAACGAGGCGGAUGCGGAAGCAGACCGCGAAGAGUGGCGUAACGUUAAGGGAAAGGAGAUGGAGGCUGAGGCAGGUAGGACGGGGAGCGCAAGCGGGAGCGAUAUUACGCCUGCCACAAGGGUGGCUUGA
Messenger RNA from Lasiodiplodia theobromae, 1803 nucleotides. RefSeq names its product Purine permease. Lineage: Eukaryota; Fungi; Ascomycota; Dothideomycetes; Botryosphaeriales; Botryosphaeriaceae. The transcript has 2 exons. Gene Ontology annotation, biological process: xanthine transport; transmembrane transport. Bases 1 to 1803 code for a protein of 600 amino acids. Gene Ontology annotation, cellular component: fungal-type vacuole; membrane. Gene Ontology annotation, molecular function: xanthine transmembrane transporter activity. The record is from RefSeq and is a predicted model, not a curated record.